CACCCCCCCCACCCCCCCCACACCCCCCCCCAGCAGCGCCGGCCCGAGGGGGGGCCCCGCCGCCCCCCAGCACCAUGCGCUGGGGGGGCCUGAUCCUGCUCUGCCUGCUCCGCGCGGCGCUGGGCGCAGGACACCCCCCUGGGAGCCCAGCGAUGGGUGAAGGCCCAGGGAGCGAGGGGACCCACAUCAGCCAGGACCUGGUGGGGGGCAGCUUGGCCAUCGACACGCUGCCUGCCAAUGAAACACGGAUCGUGGAGGACAACCACAGCUACUACGUGUCGCGGGUCUACGGGCCGAGCGAUGCUCGUCUGAGGGGGCUGUGGGUCGACUUGGCCACGGCCAACAGGAGCCAAGUGAAGAUCCACGGGAUCCUCUCCAACACGCACCGACAGGCAUCGAGAAUCGUCCUCUCCUUCGACUUCCCUUUCUAUGGCCACCUCCUGCGGCAGGUCACGAUAGCGACGGGUGGCUUCAUCUUCAUGGGGGACGUCAUCCACCGGAUGCUCACGGCCACGCAGUACGUGGCUCCCCUCAUGGCCAACUUCAACCCCAGCUUCUCCCGCAAUUCCACCGUCCAGUACAUGGAUAACGGGACGGCGUUCGUGGUGCAGUGGGACAAGGUCUAUCUUCAGGGGAAGGAGGAGAUGGGGAGCUUCACCUUCCAGGCAGCGCUGCACAGCACCGGCAGGAUCGUCUUUGGGUACAAGGAGGUCCCCGUGCCGGUCCUGCAGAUCAGUGCCACCCAGCACCCCGUGAAAGCUGGCCUCUCCGAUGCCUUCAUGGUCCUCAACCCAUCUCCUGAUGUGCCUGAGUCCCGCCGCCGGACCAUCUACGAGUACCAUCGCGUGGAGCUGGACACCAGCAAGAUCAGCAACCUGUCAGCUGUGGAGUUCACCCCCCUGCCCACCUGUCUCCAGCAUCAGAGCUGUGAAAUGUGUGUGAGCUCGGAGCUGACCUUCAACUGCAGCUGGUGCCACGUCCUGCAGAGAUGUUCCAGUGGCUUUGACCGAUACCGUGAGGAGUGGCUCUCCUAUGGCUGCGGGCAGAAGGCUGAGGAGAAGACCUGUGAGGAUUUAGCAGCCGGUGAGCACUACUCAGCACCUCCUGAGAGCUCUUCCUCCCCGCUGGAUGAGGACAUCACCACCUCCACGUCCUCGCUCUUCAUUGACAGCCUCACUACAGAAGAUGACACGAAGCUCACUCAGUACGCAGGCAGUGAAGGGCUGGGAAGCAGCCUUCCUUCCAAGCAAGCCAGCGCCCCGAUCCACACCGGCACCAUCGUGGGGAUCGUCCUGGCCGUGCUGCUCAUCGCAGUCAUCAUCCUCGCUGGCAUUUACAUCAACAGCCACCCCACGUCCACCGCUGCCCUCUUCUUCAUUGAGCGAAGGCCACAUCACUGGCCUGCCAUGAAGUUCCGAAAUCACAGCAACCACGCAACGUACUCCGAGGUGGAACCAGCCAGCCAGGAGAAGGAGGGCUUUGUGGAAGCAGAACAGUGCUGAGCGUUUCUUCCCCCCCCUGCACCUCAAACCUCCCAUGUCUCAAGUGUUGGAGUCUUCUGUUAUCCUAUUGCAAAGUCUUUCCCCUCUUGGAAAAGAAAGAGCGAGUAGAGGCAAAAAAAGACCCAAUGGAGCAUUUGAAGAGUGAGGCGGGGUGAUGUGGGGCUGGAUUUACCUGGAUUCCUCACGGGAUAGCAGAGCCUGCAGGGAUGGCAGUUGGCUGUGGACAUUGGACUGGCUGUAGCCCUGGAUGCGGGGUGGAAAGAAGUGCACUCAGCUCUUCAGCUCACAGUGGGGUUUAGGGUUUGUGGCUGGGUUUUUCCCCGCUGUGUUGGCUGACCUCUUCCCUCCUCCACCGGGAGCCUUACAGGGGCAGCAAAGGGGGAAGAAAUCUUGUUAUGGGCAAAACAUGGGGUUGCCUCAAGCAGGAAGCUUUUGGGGACAGCAAACCCGAUGCUUUUUGCUGCCUGCACUCAGGAAAGCUGGGCUGAUUCGCUCAUCUCCAUGGAGAGGCUGGAGAGGUGCUGGUGGUGGCCCAGGAGAGGUUAAGGCUGGCUCCCAGGGCUCACCAACCCUCUCCCAUCUUCAUCCCUUUCUCCUCUCUCCUAUCUCCAUCCUUGUCUCUUCUCUCAAAUCUCCAUUCCUGUCUCUUGUCUCCCAUCUCCAUCCCUUUCUCUUCUCCCCCAUCUCCAUCCCUUUCUCCUCUCUCCCCUCUCCAUCCUUUUCUCUUCUCUCCCAUCUCCACCCCUUUCUCUUCUUUUCUCUCCCAUCUCCAUCCCUUUGUCUUCUCCUCUCUCCCCUCUCCAUCCCUUUCUCUUCUCCCCCAUCUCCAUCCCUUUCUCCUCUCUCCCCUCUCCAUCCUUUUCUCUUCUCUCCCAUCUCCACCCCUUUCUCUUCUUU
Pezoporus occidentalis (night parrot) is the source of this 2399-nucleotide messenger RNA. It is a transcript of the gene PLXDC1, whose product is annotated as plexin domain containing 1. Lineage: Eukaryota; Metazoa; Chordata; Aves; Psittaciformes; Psittacidae. The record is from RefSeq and is a predicted model, not a curated record. Bases 75 to 1502 code for a protein of 475 amino acids. The transcript has 14 exons.